This is a messenger RNA of Auxenochlorella protothecoides, 720 nucleotides long. Its product is annotated as Mannose-P-dolichol utilization defect 1 protein-like protein 1. Bases 1 to 720 code for a protein of 239 amino acids. The record is from RefSeq and is a predicted model, not a curated record. Lineage: Eukaryota; Viridiplantae; Chlorophyta; Trebouxiophyceae; Chlorellales; Chlorellaceae. The transcript has 4 exons.
AUGGAGAUCCCGAGGCAGGCAUCACUGUUCGUCCUCCUCCGCCUGGCGUUCGAGGAGCUGUUUGGAAAUGGCCGCAUUCCCCCGUCCCCACUCCUCAAAGCGCUCCUGAGCAGGGGGUUGGGGUACUGCAUCCUCCUGGGAUCCACUGUCGUCAAGGUGCCGCAACUGAUCAAUGUCGUGCGUGCACGCAGCGCUGCUGGCCUCAGCUCCCUAUCGGUCGAGCUGGAGACGCUGGGGUACGCCAUCUCCGCCAGCUAUGGCCUCCUCAAGCAGCUGCCCUUCAGUGCCUACGGCGAGACCAUGGCCAUGCUGCUCCAGAACGCCCUACUCCUCGUUCUCAUCUACCACUACCAGCGCAAGUCUGCCGCGCGCACGCUGUGCCUCCUCCUGGCCCUGGCGGGGUGGGCGGCGGCCCUGACCGCGGGCGCGCUGCCCUUUGACAAGGUGGCCCUCGCCCUGAGCUUCAACAACCUGCUCUUCAUGGCCUCCCGCGUGCCCCAGAUCGUGCAGAGCGCGCAGGCGGGCAGCACGGGGCAGCUGUCCAGCAUCACCUACACCCUCAACGUGGCUGGGGCGGGGGCCCGCAUCUUCACCUCCAUUCACGAGAAGGCGGGUCCCGCCAUGCUGCAGGGAGCGAUCCUGGGCACACUGCUGAACGCAAUUGUGCUGGCCCAGAUCCUUGUAUACGGCAGGAGGGCAGCCAAGGGCAAGACCGAAUGA